Populus nigra (black poplar) is the source of this 2249-nucleotide messenger RNA. RefSeq names its product 1-aminocyclopropane-1-carboxylate synthase-like. The coding region runs from base 157 to 1599 and encodes 480 amino acids. Lineage: Eukaryota; Viridiplantae; Streptophyta; Magnoliopsida; Malpighiales; Salicaceae. Gene Ontology annotation, biological process: amino acid metabolic process; biosynthetic process. The transcript is spliced from 4 exons. Gene Ontology annotation, molecular function: pyridoxal phosphate binding; transaminase activity. The record is from RefSeq and is a predicted model, not a curated record.
CUCUGUUCGUUUUCCUAACCUCAACAUACGUGUAUUAACGCCAGCAAUUACGACUGCAUCAAAAGUCAAAACUCUCUAUAAAAAUUUGCUCUCGCAAAAACAUCUCUUGUUGAAAUUCUUGGUUACAAACUCCUGGUGAAUUAAUUUGAAGAAAAAAUGGUUUUCAAGUUGAAUAACCACUUGUUGUCUAGUAUAGCAAGCAGCAACGGACAUGGUGAAGACUCCCCAUAUUUUGAAGGCUGGAAAGCCUAUGACAGUAAUCCCCAUCAUCUCACGGAGAAUCCAAAUGGGGUUAUCCAGAUGGGUCUUGCAGAGAAUCAGCUUUGCUUUGAUUUGAUUCAAGACUGGCUCAAAAACAACCCAAAAGCCUCCAUUUGCACUCCUGAAGGAGUUAAUGAGUUCAGAGAGGUAGCUAUCUUUCAGGACUAUCAUGGCCUGCCAGAAUUUAGAAAUGCUGUAGCAAAGUUCAUGGAAAAAGUGAGAGGAAAUAAAGUUACAUUUGAUCCUGACCGCAUUGUUAUGAAUGGAGGAGCUACCGGAGCUCAUGAAACAAUUGCCUUUUGCUUGGCAGAUCCCGGCGAGGCAUUUUUGGUACCUACUCCUUAUUAUCCAGGAUUCGAUCGAGAUUUGAGAUGGAGAACAGGAGUAAAACUCAUUCCAGUUGAUUCUAAAAGUUCUAACAACUUCAAGGUAACAAGAGAAGCCUUGGAAAAUGCCUAUGAGAUGGCAAAAUUAGACAACAUCAAAGUAAAGGGCUUGCUCAUAACCAAUCCAUCAAAUCCGUUGGGCACCAUGCUAGAUAGGGAAACUCUAAGAAGCAUUGUGAGCUUCAUUAAUGAAAAGAACAUCCAUUUAGUCUGUGAUGAGAUUUAUGCAGCCACGGUUUUCAGCCAGCCUGAUUUCAUUAGCAUAGCAGAGAUACUACAGGAAGAUAUUGAAUGCAAUCUUGAUCUUGUACACAUUGUUUACAGUCUGUCAAAGGACAUGGGGUUCCCUGGCCUUAGGGUUGGCAUUAUCUAUUCUUACAAUGAUGCAGUAGUGAGUUGCGCCCGAAAAAUGUCAAGCUUCGGAUUGGUAUCCUCUCAAACUCAGCACAUGAUAGCAUCAAUGCUAUCAGAUGAUGAAUUUGUGGGGAAUUUCAUUAGGAAAAGCAAAAGGAGAUUAGCCACAAGGCAUAGAGUCUUCACUUAUGGACUUGCUCAAGUAAGCAUUAAGUGCUUGACGACAAGUAAUGCUGGCCUGUUUUUGUGGAUGGAUUUGAGUGGACUCCUCGAAGAAAAGACAUUUGAAGCUGAAAUGGCACUAUGGCGAGUUAUAAUCCAUGAAGUCAAGCUCAAUGUUUCCCCAGGUUGUUCUUUUCAUUGCACGGAGCCAGGGUGGUUUCGGGUUUGCAUUGCCAACAUGGAUGACCAGACCAUGCAAGUUGCUUUGUCAAGAAUUAGAACAUUUGUCAACAAGGAUGUCGACACCAAGAAGCCUAAAAAGACCCUACGCUGGCAAGGCAGCCUUAAACUCAACUCUCCUCGAAUAUACGAUGAUUUCAUCAAUUCUCCGCACUCUUCCAUACCUCAAUCGCCCCUUGUCCGAGCAAGGACUUAGAUGGGAUCGAAUCUCAAUUUCAUCCAUCCAUUUUUCAAAGAACCAUCUCAACCCAAUAACUUAAACUUUUAGGUAAGGUUCCAGAAUAUGAUUUAUAUUAUUCUCUAACACAUCUCCUCAAGUGAAAGCCCUUUGAGCUUGACACUUGCACAGGCCCACAUUACCUUGUGCUUAAUUUUUAUCAAAUAAAUGGGGAUGGUGAGAUUCGAACUCGUGACCGCUUGGUCAUUAAGGCUCUGAUACCAUGUCAAAGAAACAUCUCAACCCAAUAGCUUAAGCUUUUAGGUAAGGUCCCAGGAUAUGAUUUAUAUUAUUUUCUAACACCAUUCCUAUGUACGUUGCUCAGGGAAGAUACUUUGGUCAAUCCUUUCAUAUUCAUCAAGAUAUGUAUUUGUUAAAAAAUAAUAUAGAUUAUAUUUUGGGACCUCACCUAAUAAUUUAAGUUAUUAGGUUGAGAUGAUUUUUUGACAUGAUAUCAGAGCUUUAAUAACCAAGCAGUUACGAGUUUCGAAUCUCACGAUCCUCAUUUAUUUAAUAAAAAUUAAGCAAAAGGUAAUGUAAACUUAUGCAAGUUUCAAGAUUAAAGAGCUUUUACUUGAGGGGGUGUGUUAAAAAAUAAUAUAAAUCAUAUCCUGAAACCUCACUUAACA